Messenger RNA from Paralichthys olivaceus (Japanese flounder), 1372 nucleotides. RefSeq names its product lysosomal thioesterase PPT2-like. Gene Ontology annotation, cellular component: lysosome. Gene Ontology annotation, molecular function: thiolester hydrolase activity. Lineage: Eukaryota; Metazoa; Chordata; Actinopteri; Pleuronectiformes; Paralichthyidae. The record is from RefSeq and is a predicted model, not a curated record.
UCGAUCCUGCAUCGAGCAGCUCAGCGGGAGGUGUCAGUGCCCGAGACCGACCGGAGAUGAAGACAUCACGGCUGCUGCUGCUGCUGCUCCUGGCAGGAGUUUGCAUCUACGGAUACAAGCCUGUCGUCAUCGUGCACGGGAUCUUGGAUGGACCGAAGCAGUUCAAAACUCUGUCUCUGUUCAUAUCCAAGGUGCACCCCGGUACCGAGGUGUCGGUGAUCGACUUGUACACUGACCUGGCCAGUCUGAAGCCCAUGUGGAGGCAGGUCCGAGACUUCGGGAGAGCCAUCGAGUCCAUCAUGAGCAGGGCUCCGGACGGCAUCCAUCUUCUCUGCUUCUCACAAGGUGGUUUGAUUUGUCGAGCUCUUCUCUCCAUGACUCCAGACCACAACGUGCACACCUUCAUCUCACUGUCGUCGCCUCAGGCCGGACAAUAUGGAGACACCAGUUACCUGUGGUGGGUGUUUCCUAAGUGCCUAAAGAAGACCGUGUAUAAAAUCUGCUACAGGAAACUGGGACAGAAAGUUUCUAUCUGCGAAUACUGGAACGACCCUCACCACAGGCCUCAGUACCUGCAGAACAACGACUUUCUUGCGGUGCUGAACGGCGACAGACCUCACUGCGACAUGAAAGCAUGGAGGAAAAACUUUCUGCGCAUCAAGAAGCUUGUGUUGAUCGGAGGACCAGAUGAUGGCGUCAUCACACCAUGGGAGUCCAGUCAGUUUGGAUUCUAUGACAACGACGAGCGUGUUGUAGAGAUGAGGAAGCAGGAGUUUUACAGGAAUGACACGUUCGGCCUGAAGACUCUGGACGCUCGUGGCGGCGUGUCGAAGUGUGUUCAGUCCGGAGUGAGCCACGUCCACUGGCACAAAAACUACACAGUGUUCCAGAACUGCAUAGAGAAGUGGCUCACAUGAAGAGAAGUGGCUCACAUGAAGAGAAGUGGCCUGCAGCGGAUCAUCGUUUUUUCUUUGUCCCUUAUGAAGAUGGGGACAGACAUAUGAGACACAGUUUAGAAAUAUUAUGCUUUAGUUAUAGAUUAUAAGAGAUUCUUUAUGAAUCCGAUUAAGUAUUUUUAAAAACUGAGAGCAUACGUGCAGUUGUAAUGUUGUAUAUAUCCAAUUUAUCAGGUUCUCUGCGGAAAAUAAGACAGAUUAUGUGUGUGUUCAGAAUUUGACUCUAUUUGCCGUCACACCUUCUUUUACAUUUCCGUUGUAUUAGUUUAUAUUCAUAUAUCAUUUUAAUCUGAGGAGUUCACACUGUAAAUCAUUGUGGCACAACCUGAGCAAUACAAAUCAUAUCACUGCCCGCUAGUGGACGUUUGUGGUACUUUGGUGCCAAUAAAUUCACGCUCUGUCUUUUCAGCCUCCUG